This is a messenger RNA of Argentina anserina (silverweed cinquefoil), 1098 nucleotides long. Its product is annotated as GDSL esterase/lipase LTL1-like. The transcript is spliced from 4 exons. The record is from RefSeq and is a predicted model, not a curated record. Lineage: Eukaryota; Viridiplantae; Streptophyta; Magnoliopsida; Rosales; Rosaceae. Gene Ontology annotation, molecular function: hydrolase activity, acting on ester bonds. Bases 1 to 1098 code for a protein of 365 amino acids.
AUGCAUACAAACACAAUGUUGGCUGCUUGGGUUGCUUUGGUCCUGCUGGUUACUUGUGCCGGUCGUCAAGCCGAGGCACGGGCAUUUUUCGUUUUCGGAGAUUCGCUGGUGGACAGUGGCAACAAUGACUACUUGAUCACCACUGCCAGGGCCGACUCGUACCCUUAUGGGAUCGAUUACCCGACUCACAGACCAACCGGCCGCUUUUCUAAUGGCCUCAACAUACCAGACCUCAUCAGUGAGUCACUUGGCUCAGAACCUACAUUGCCAUACUUGAGUCCUCACCUCACAGGAGAAAAUCUACUUGUUGGUGCCAACUUUGCUUCCGCUGGGAUUGGUAUCCUAAAUGACACUGGAAUCCAGUUUCUUAACAUAAUCAGAAUCACCAAGCAACUGGAGUACUUCGAACAAUAUCAGACAAGAGUGAGUGCCCUUAUCGGACCUGAUCAGACUCAAAGCCUUGUAAACGACGCACUUGUUCUUAUAACACUUGGUGGUAAUGACUUUGUGAACAACUACUACUUGGUACCGUUCUCUGCUAGGUCUCGUCAGUACUCUCUCCCUGACUACGUCGUCUACCUCAUCUCCGAGUAUCGCAAAAUCCUCAACAGGCUGUACGAACUGGGAGCUCGUCAAGUCCUGGUCACAGGCACAGGACCGCUAGGCUGUGUCCCCGCCGAGCUUGCCAUGCGUAGCCGAAACGGGGAGUGCUCCGUUGAGCUUCAACGCGCCGCCUCGCUCUUCAACCCGCAGCUAGUUCAAAUGAUCAACUCGCUCAACAGCGAAAUCGGGUCUAACGUCUUCAUCGCCGCAAACGCCUACGAAAUGCAUAUGGAUUUCGUAAGUGACCCCGGUGCCUACGGGUUUGUGACAUCAAAGGUAGCCUGUUGUGGCCAAGGACCUUACAAUGGAAUCGGACUAUGCACGCCACUUUCGAACCUGUGCCCCAACCGAGAAUUGUACGCGUUUUGGGAUCCAUUCCAUCCUUCGGAGAAGGCUAACAGGAUCAUUGUGCGGCAAAUCCUGACCGGGACUAAUAAGUACAUGCACCCCAUGAAUCUCAGUACUAUGUUGGCCCUCGACAACUCAAGGACCUAG